Molecule: messenger RNA, 1570 nt
Organism: Frankliniella occidentalis (western flower thrips)
Lineage: Eukaryota; Metazoa; Arthropoda; Insecta; Thysanoptera; Thripidae
Exons: 3
Coding region: 148-1113 (321 amino acids)
Cellular component (GO): mitochondrion
Source: RefSeq, a predicted model, not a curated record
GACAGCUGACAUUCUGCGUGUUUGGUGGUUUGGUCUUGGUCUUGGGAGGUGUAGAAGUUGAAGACUACAAACGCAACUAUAUUUGGCAUUUAUCAGUCCAAUGGUUAUUUGACGUUCACGGCAAAGUACCUUUCGAACAUUGUUAUCAUGGCUCUCCGUUACGGCCAAUUUUUGCUCCAGCAAAGAUCCUUGAAUCUGGGCAUCUUGUUCCGAUCAAGCCACAUUGGACUAAAAAACUUGGAAAAACUACAACCUCUCAAGAAAUCUACCCAGGAUAUCCACUUAACUUCAGCUUCUUCCUAUCCUGAUGCCAAGGAUAUUCCGCUUCCCUCUAAUGUUGAAGACAUUAAUGCAAUUGAAACAGGGCGCUUCUCACCUCAGAGGGCCCGUGACAUUACUGGAGACGUAAUAUUCACUCAAAGCUCUACCAUUACACCGUCCACGAAACAAGAUCUCUCUGCUGAUUGCUUUCUUCAGAGUUAUGAUUGUACAGGCACAGUUAGUCUGAACUCGGCAAUGCAGUCUAAUGUCCCUGACCCAUAUACAUCGAAAGGAAAGUCAUCCCACUUGAACAUGCCAGGGGGAGAGUGGGGGCGCUCUGACAAGUAUGUUGCACAGGAUCUACAAAACUCUCACUAUACCAACAUCAAAGAUAAUGAUCUUGGAGCACAUGCUGCAGCCACUUCUCUUGGGGGUAAAAAAGGUACCUAUCCAUUAAAUUCGAAAGCACUAGGGCCACAUCUCCAGUUUCGUCAUUUUAGUUCAGCUGCAGAAAGUCCUAAAAGUAGUGAAGAAAAUAGUGAAAAGAAAACUAAAAUGUCUAAAUAUGUGAAGGCAGUCAAAGAUUAUGGACCAACAGUGAUUGUAUUCCAUAUCAGCAUUUCUCUGAUUUCACUUGGUGGCUUCUAUCUGGCCGUCACAAGUGGAAUCGAUGUGAGGGGUAUCUUCGCCUUCAAGGACUUCUCACCAGAGGUUGCUGGAGAGGUGGGAGCAUUUGUUAUUGCAUAUGCUGUCCAUAAAAUGUUUGCGCCAGUUCGUUUAAGCAUUACCCUAUUUUGUACUCCUUUCAUUGUACGCUAUCUGCGAAAAGUUGGGAUUUUGUCCAAACCAUGAGGGUAGUCUAAGAAAGUUAAUGUAAGAUAUAUAUGUGAGGGGAGGGGAGGGGGGAACAAGUUUAUACUGAUUCAGUAUGUGUUUUGUGCUGUACUCUGCAAUUUUUGAGCACCUUGCCAUCAUCUCUGCUCUUGUAUCUGAUUGCUUUUAUAUUACAAUUUUUUUUUGUGUGUGUCGGUGAUGGUCUGCAAGUUUUUGUUACAACUUUGAGGGUCUUUCUGUUUUGUUUCCACUAAGUGGAUUUUUGCAUCUGAAUUCUCAGGAUGAAAUAUGUUUUGUAUUCCAAAUCAACAUUCACUACUUUUUCACUCUGUGGCUGUGUAGAUUGUGAUGUUUAUAUCAUACAAGAUUUUUUUACUGAUUUUUUUUAUUAGCUUAUUUAAUCCGCUACUAGGAUUGCAAAAGAACAGAUAUAAAUUAUUGGAUGCUUUUCAAUAAAAACUUGUUUAUUUUUCCA